This is a messenger RNA of Eucalyptus grandis, 753 nucleotides long. Its product is annotated as L10-interacting MYB domain-containing protein-like. NCBI's taxonomy places the organism in Eukaryota, Viridiplantae, Streptophyta, Magnoliopsida, Myrtales, Myrtaceae. The transcript is spliced from 2 exons. The record is from RefSeq and is a predicted model, not a curated record. Bases 1 to 753 code for a protein of 250 amino acids.
AUGGCACCCCACAAAGAAGCAUUUAUAGCAAAGUGGACUGAGUCUUUGACCAAUGUGCUUAUAAGUUUGUUGGUGGAAGAGGUGAAAAAGGGAAAUCGCCCCACCUGCACCUACAAUAAAGUAGGGUGGAAUAACAUACAUGCCGAGUUCAAUAAACAAACAGAACUCCACUAUAAUGUAAUUCAAUUGAAAAAUAAGGUAAACAAACUAAAGAAGCAAUAUAGUAGUUUUAAGAAGCUUCUUUCACAAUCUGGAUUUGGAUGGGAUAAUGUCAACAAAACAGUUACUGUGGGGGAUUCAAGUGUAUGGGAUUCUCACAUCAAGGAUAAUACUGAAUGGGCUAAAUUCAAGAAUGAGGGGUUUCCUCAGUAUCCAGACCUUUGUAUUGUGUUUGGUGAUACAUAUGCUACUGGGGCGUAUACAGCAGGAAAUGCAGAAGAAAAUGCAGAAGAGUAUGUGGUGUCGGAUGGAGAAGACAAUGGUGUUAGUGGCGACAAUGGUGGUGGUGCUACGAUAGGUGAUGCGGAGGAAUCUAAUGAAAACUAUGUUGAUACGGGAGUCCUUGCAUCUGACGCGACUCCCACCUCGCCUCGUGAGAAACACAAGUUGAAUAGGACCCCAAAUUCCAAGAGGAGAAGAAAGAGUAACAACCAUGAACUCGGUGUCACCAUGAAAGCCAUUCAAGAAAUGAUCAAAUUAAGGACCGCCAAAUCAACAAGUGACUCCAUAACCUCGAGGCCCCACCUCCCGUAG